Molecule: messenger RNA, 1036 nt
Organism: Zingiber officinale
Lineage: Eukaryota; Viridiplantae; Streptophyta; Magnoliopsida; Zingiberales; Zingiberaceae
Product: homeobox-leucine zipper protein HAT22-like
Exons: 3
Coding region: 187-882 (231 amino acids)
Biological process (GO): regulation of DNA-templated transcription
Molecular function (GO): sequence-specific DNA binding
Source: RefSeq, a predicted model, not a curated record
GAUGUGACUUUGCAGCUAUCAGAUUAAAUCUACCUAAUUCCUCCAACUAUGCUCCUUGAUUGUAGUUGCUUUCUUCGAUCCAGGCAAAGAGAUAAUCCACAUUUUAAUCUGCUGAUCCUGCUUGAGUAAUUGUCUCCAUGAUUCUAGGGAGGAGGAAACUGCCAGGAAAUUUAAGAGCUGAAAUUAAUGCUUCGUUCAAACAUUGAUUUCUUCAUUCACUUUCCUCUCUGUUCGCUCCUCUUUAUAAAGCCUUCCUCCGUGUCUCUGUUCUUCCAACCAAACUUGCUUCCGUUCAUGGAAGAGGAAGAAGAAGAAGAAGAAGAAUGCAACACGAGGCUCGCGCUUGGGAUCGGAGACUAUGGAUUGAAGAGUAAUGCUAGAGAUUCUACCAGUACGCUUCAUUUUGAUGCUCUGUUUCCGAUUCAAUUUAAAGAAGAACAGGAAGAGUUGGAUGAAGGUGUCAGUGGAAAGGAAACCAGCAACUGCAGCAGUGAGAGACAUUCAGUCGGCGCGAGGAAGAAGCUUAAGCUCACAAGGGAGCAAGUCAUGCUGCUCGAAGAAAGCUUUAGCCAGCACAGCACUCUCAAUACGAAGCAAAAGCAGGAACUGGGCGAGCGGCUGGGCAUUCAGCCGCGGCAAGUGGAGGUGUGGUUUCAGAACAGGAGAGCGAGGACGAAGACGAAGCGGAUGGAGGUGGAUUACGAGUACUUGAAGAGGAGCUGCGAGAUGCUGAACGAGGAGAACCGGAGGUUGAAGAAGGAGCUGAUGCAGCUGGUGAAGUCGACGACGAUGACCGUGUCGGUGUGUUCGUCGUGUGAGAGGAUGGCCGGCGCCAGGAAAAGCGUGGUGGUGGAUGGCCUGAUUCUCCGCCGGCGAACUUAACUGACGACUAUAUAAUUUAAUAUUUUUAAUUAUUAUCUGUUGGAAUUAUAUAUAAGCAAAAAUAAAUAUUAAUUAGUGUGUGUGUGUUUAAUUGAAAUUAUGUAGAUAUAAUGAUUUUUUUUAUAUAUAAAAUAAAUCAAAACAACACUUCUAA